Molecule: messenger RNA, 774 nt
Organism: Cylindrotheca closterium
Lineage: Eukaryota; Bacillariophyta; Bacillariophyceae; Bacillariales; Bacillariaceae
Source: the annotation of a GenBank genome assembly
AUGGAAAUAAACAACGAGGCAGCUGCUCUCAUUGUGCAAAAGGAAUACGCCGAAGGAAUGGAGAGACUGCAAAUAGGCUUGAGACAGGUUCAAGCGCAUCUGGCGCAAAUGCCACAGGUUUCACGUUGCAAUAGUUCUGAUAUAAACUCUGACUCUCUGGAUACAUGGAUGUAUCCUGCCACGGAAGCUUGUCGAAUCGGCCAUGGGUUUGAUCCCACGGCCUCCUUCUUUGUAUAUCAAAGGCCACUCGUCGUUCCAUCUUUGAGCAUUGGCAGAGCCCGAACAAAUGCUGAAACUUCCAAUUUUAUCACAGGAGCACACACCAACCUUUUGGUUGCCAUGCUAUUCAACUAUGGGCUUGCUUGUCAUCUGUCUCAUAUAGAUCAUGAAAGAAGGCUUGGUGAGGGAUCCCGGUCACAUUGCGACCUCUUAGAGAGGGCCAGUCGGAUGUAUGACAGUGCAAUAGUCACUCUUCGUCGUGUUGGGGCUACGGAGUCAAAUGCAAGCAGGACCUUGGUCUCAUCCAACAUAGAAUUCUUCCGAGCAGCCAUAAACAAUCUGGCGAUUACAGAGCAAACGCGGUCCAUCUUGGAGUCGUCAAGGAAUGAAGAAAUUCCAUUCAACAAAGGCUUUGAACGACUCCGAGAGCUCCUGCUGCGGAAUCCACCCCAGUCCGUUGACGCUCCCGGAAGAACCUUGUGGAGAUGCUACGUUUCAAACAUUAUGCGAGUAAUCAACUCAUCAGAACCUAAUCACUGUGCCGCUGCAUGUUGA